Messenger RNA from Dujonia railenensis, 450 nucleotides. NCBI's taxonomy places the organism in Eukaryota, Fungi, Ascomycota, Pichiomycetes, Serinales, Debaryomycetaceae. The record is from the annotation of a GenBank genome assembly.
GUACCAACUCCUACUAGUACAAUUACUAGUACUUGGACUGGUACUGAUACCGAGACCACUACUGUUACUGCCUCUGAAGGUGGUACUGCCACUGUGAUCGUUGAAGUUCCAACUACAACAACUACCAUCACCAGUACAUGGACGGGUAAUGAUAUUGAGACUACUACAAUCUCUGCCUCUGAAGGUGGUACUGUCUCUGUGGUCGUCGAAGUUCCAACUCCUACUAGUACAAUUACUAGUACAUGGACUGGUACUAAUAACGAGACCACUACAUUGACAGCUUCUGAAGGGGGAACUAACAUUGUCAUAAUUGAAGUUCCUACGCCAACUACAUCUCUCACUUCCACUUGGACUGGUGAUUACACUUACACCACUACUGAGGUCGUUUCUGGUACUGAUGAAGUUAUCGUUGUCGUUCCUACUCCAACUACCAGCUUUACAUCCACUUGG